Messenger RNA from Vicia villosa (hairy vetch), 1854 nucleotides. Its product is annotated as MADS-box protein SVP. Lineage: Eukaryota; Viridiplantae; Streptophyta; Magnoliopsida; Fabales; Fabaceae. The record is from RefSeq and is a predicted model, not a curated record. The transcript has 8 exons. Gene Ontology annotation, biological process: positive regulation of transcription by RNA polymerase II. Gene Ontology annotation, molecular function: DNA-binding transcription factor activity, RNA polymerase II-specific; protein dimerization activity; RNA polymerase II cis-regulatory region sequence-specific DNA binding. The coding region runs from base 500 to 1204 and encodes 234 amino acids. Gene Ontology annotation, cellular component: nucleus.
CGGUCUUACCAUAAAGGGUUCCACUUUUAUCACACUUCCACACAAACUCAUUCUUUUCUCCCUUUUCAUUGGUUACUUUCUUCCUCACCAGCCAAACAAACAAUCCAAUCCCACGUUUCUUUCUUUCUUUCUUUACUAUUCCAAUUACCAACGCCUUUCCCCUCAAAAAGGAAACUAAAAUCCACAAAGUACACUUCUUUGAUUUCUUCUUCCUUCCCCCAACAAACCCUCACCACAACUAAUAAACCACCCAUUUGUUCACCAGUUUCUUACCUUCUUCUUCUAUCUGCAGGAUCUCAAAGAGGAACUAACAAUCAAUUUCAGACACCACAAUUUCCUAAACAAAACCAAAAUCAGCUAAAUACCUGCACAAAACAAACCCACUUUCCUUUGCUUUGCUUUUUCUAUUAACAAAAAUAGUCAACUACCUUUCGUUUCCUUCACUUGCUUUUGUCUCAUCUCUUUUUAGGAUAAAUUAAGGUAAAGGGAGAUUUAUAAUAUGGCGAGGGAGAAGAUUCAGAUAAAGAAGAUCGAGAACGCAACGGCGAGGCAAGUGACGUUUUCGAAGAGAAGAAGAGGUUUGUUCAAGAAGGCUGAAGAGCUUUCAGUUCUGUGUGAUGCUGAUGUUGCUCUCAUCAUUUUUUCUUCUACUGGGAAGCUUUUUGAAUACUCCAACUUAAGCAUGAGGGAAAUACUUGAAAGGCAUCAUUUGCACUCAAAGAAUUUGUCAAAGAUGGAAGAACCCUCUCUCGAGCUGCAGCUAGUUGAAAACAGCAACUGUACGAGAUUGAACAAGGAAAUUGCUGAGAAGAGUCAUCAAUUAAGGCAGAUGAGAGGAGAGGAUCUUCAAGGUAUGAAUGUUGAACAAUUGCAACAAUUGGAGAGGUCUCUUGAAAUUGGCUUGGGACGUAUAAUAGAAAACAAGGGAGAGAAGAUUAUGAUGGAGAUAAAUGAUCUCCAAAGAAAGGGAAGACAACUGAUGGAAGAGAAUGAUCGACUAAAGCGACAUUAUAUUUUGGCACCUAAGGUGGCGGGCAUGAUGAAUAACGGCAAAAUGGUUGGAGGAGUUGAAUAUGAGAAUGUGGUUAUUGAAGAAGGUCAAUCCUCAGAAUCUGUCACUAACGUUUACAACUCCACUGGUCCUCCACAAGACUAUGAGAGUUCAGACACAUCUCUUAAAUUAGGGCUUCCAUAUGCCGGAUGAAGGUGUGUUUGUGCCAAGGGAUUAUUAACCUUAUGAUUAAUUAAUUAAUUAACAAGUGUUGUUAUUGGAUAAAUUUCUUAAAUGUUAUGGCUUUAAUCUUUUGCCAUAUAGUAAAUAAAUAUGUAUAUGUAUGUUUUCUAGAUGAUCUCAUUCGGAAGUUAUUUAAAAGUAAUUUCUAGUUUGUGUUUAACUCGUAUUUAGUUUAACCAGAACGAUUCAUGAGGUCAGUCAUUUAAGUGAUUAUGACAUGAGUUCGAUAUAUUCACCACCAAUAUCGAAUAUGUUGGUGGGUGCUUUGUGAAGCAUUUGCAUUGUGAUGGAUGUGUAAUAAUUGUUGAAUGUUGCGAGUAUAGUGACUUUGCAAGAAAUGUUUGCAUCAUAUAGUAUUUUGAAGAAAUGGAAUGAAAGUAAUUCGUUAGCUUAGUUAGUAAUUAAGGGUCAGCUAACCAUACCCACAACCUAGGGCCUAACAAAAUUGAGGUCUCAAAAUAACUAGUUCUUGGGUUUUAUAAUUUAAAAAUUAAAGUUUGUAUAUAUAAUAUAUAGGGAUUUUUUUUAAUACAUCAUGUGUUUUUUUAGCGCACCGUAUGAAAAUAUGUAUAUGUCUUUAGAUUUCAGAGAUACAGCUCCAGGACGAACUAAAAUGUAAU